GGCGUGGCUCACACGUGGUUUGCAGUUAGUUUUGCAGGUUACAGCUACUGCAGGGUUGCAGUUCUUUCACCCUCCACUCGCUGUGCAGCCUUCGUUUCCGCUCUCCUCCGCAGCAGCACGCGGGCUGCCCGCGCACCCAGCUUCACACACGCCUGCAGUUGGAUCGCAGCAGCUGCACUGCUAGCUUGCGGACAAGAAGUACAGCGGGAAUCGCAGAGCUCGGAGAUGAAGAUGGCGUGGCGGGGCUACCAGUACAUGCUGGGAAUGGUUCUGCUCGUCCCCACGGCUAUCGUGGUCACCAUGCUCUGGGCAUGGCGCCGCAUCAGAGGAGCCCGCGGUGCCAUGUUGGAGGGAGGGCCUGCAAGGCAGCUGCGACAGGGAACGAGCGAGGAGUUCACCAUUCCCGCCGAGGCAGUGGGCUACGUCAUCGGUCGUCAAGGCCAGCGAGUUAGGGAGAUGGAGCGAACCAGCGGAGCCAGAAUAAGGUUCAAAGACCAACAAGACAAUGAGGACAAGAUAGUAGUGAUCAGUGGAUCUACCGAGGCAGUGAAGACUGCCAGUGAGAGGGUGAAGGAGUGUGUGAUGAAGGUUGAAGAGAAGGAGACAGAUGUGUCUGUGGGUGUGCCUGUUCCAGUCUACGCCAUUGGUCGCCUCAUUGGCAGAGGAGGAGCUAACAUUAGAGCCAUUCAGAGAGAGUCUGGUGCUAAGGUGAAUGUACCAAGUGAUGGUAGUGAGGGAACUGUGGAGUGUGAGGUGGUCGGGAGUGCCGUGGAGAUCGACAGAGCCGUCGCCCUGAUCCAGGAGAGCAUCCAGCAGAGCGAGUUGUCACGACGACGGAAGGCUGUGCACUCCCGCCAGAAGACACGGAAACCAGCCACCACACCCCCUGUUGAGGAGAUCCAAUUAGUCUACUCCCAACUUCCUCUCUCCAACGACUUCUUCCCUGCCUUUGUGUCGGCAGUGGACAGAGAUGGAACUAUAUGGCUUCAGCGAGUGGACGGAAGUGACUCCGCCCACCUGGACCAGCUCGUCGACACCAUGACUAAUGACUAUUCCAAGUUGGGUCCUGAGGAGCUGUUGCCAGGGGAGAUAGUGGAAGGGGGUGUGGUCGCUGCUCCGUUCCCUCACGACCAGAACUGGUAUCGAGCGAGAGUGGUGGGUGUGGCUGACUCCACCCUUCAACUCCUCUUCCUGGACUUUGGAGACAAGGCCAGUGUGGAGGUUGCCAUGGUGAAGAGUCUGCGACCUCAGUACUAUCGACUCCCAGUCCAGGCCAUUCCCUGCCGGCUCUCCAGGAUCCAACCCACAGGAGGCAGUUGGAGUGAUAAAGCCAUCGAACUACUAGACUCGCUCUCUUUGUGUGCCACCUGGAAGGUUGUCAUGGUGAUGGUAGAGGUCAAAGGUGAGGAGAGAUCAGAGAUCAAGAUUGUGGACACCACUACUGACAAGGAUAUUGAUGUUGCCGAGCAACUAGUGGAAGAGGGCAUGGCAGAGUGGAGUAUGGAGCGACCUUUGGGAGACGGUGAAGACAGCCCGGACUCCAAGGUCCCCGUGACGCUGGAGUGGGUAGAUGGGCGGUCUGUUAGUGUGGCUGGCUCCUUCUCUGAGUGGGAGCCUGUCCCCCUCUCUCGGACGUAAGACACACCAGAGGAAACUCAUUGAGAUUGCAACUUGUAAUGUAUGGACCAUGGAACAAUGUGAAGGUCGUCAGGUGUGUACCAAGGGAACCUCAGUCUGCCGUCUGAAGGCUGUUUCCAGUACAAGUUUGUGGUUGAUGGAAAAUGGACCUACAACCCCAAUCAGCCAACUGUUGACGAUGGUUACGGAGGCUACAACAAUGUUCUCAAUACUCGUACACUGAGUCUGGAAUGGAACACAAACAGCGAGGUUUGCGUGGCAGGGACAUUCUCAAACUGGCAGCCUGUUCCCAUGACAAAGAAGGACGGAGGUAGCUACUUAUCGACCCUUGACCUUCCACUGGAGAGCUCCUUUGAAUACAAGUUUGUGGUGGAUGGCCAGUGGAAGCAUAAGGAUGACAUGCCUGUGGUGAACGAUCCAUUUGGAGGACACAACAACAUCCUCAGCACUGGAUCUCCACCCCCUUAAUCAGUUGCCGUGACAAUGUAAUCAGUUGCCGUGACGAUCUGUGUGCAGUUGUGUGUUCACGUUUUAUACUUGUAACUAUGACAACAUCAUAAAUACAAUGAA
Molecule: messenger RNA, 2208 nt
Organism: Geodia barretti
Lineage: Eukaryota; Metazoa; Porifera; Demospongiae; Tetractinellida; Geodiidae
Source: the annotation of a GenBank genome assembly